UCAAUACAACGACAAACUACACUUUUGGUACGCCUGGAAUUAACAAAACAGAAGAUACAAGCAUUCGACCUCGCCAAAAUGACUUACUCCAUCUGGCUCAUCAUGACCAAGGGAAAUCCCUUCGACAAGACCGCUCAAGAACUCAUCUCCGAUACACUGCCCAACCUCUUGCUCUCUUCAGACCAAAUCCAAGACUUCCAACCACACGUCACCAUCACGCCAGGUUUUGAACUCCCAGAAGGCAAAAGCGCGCAAGAAUUGCUCGACAGCUUAGACUUCUCCGAGUACAAAUCCCAACACAACGAAGUCGUCCUCGAACUUGACGAACUUCAAGCUGAAGAUCCUUUCUUCCGGAAACUCAACAUCGCCGUCAAGGAUAAAUCUAAUCUCGCCAAAUUUGCUUCUCAAUGUCGGGAUGCAGUGGGAAAAUCUGAGCCUGAAGGUGGUUAUCGACCGCAUAUGAGUUUGAUGUAUGCGGAUUUGCCGACCAAGGAUGUGAAGAAUAAGCUGGCGCUCAUUCAGAUGAAGUUGGGGUUCGCUAUUGGUGAUAUUUUUGCUUGCUGUGGUGGAGCUUUGUGUAUUGGUGGCAGCAUGGUAGUGGUUGACACUAGUGGGCCGGUGAAGGGCUGGAAGGAUUCAAUUGUGGCGGAAAGGAAGACAGAUUUUGUGCAGUGGAGGAUGUCGAGAGAUUUGGUGUGAGGGGAUUUGAGGCAUCUUGUCUUGUGAAUUUUGUUGCGAUGCUUGUCGCAUACGAUCGUGUCUUUGGUUACAUAUGACGGCCGUUGAAUGAGUUCAUGAGGAUGCGUGCGAAAGGACAGGAUGUGC
Molecule: messenger RNA, 825 nt
Organism: Cercospora beticola
Lineage: Eukaryota; Fungi; Ascomycota; Dothideomycetes; Mycosphaerellales; Mycosphaerellaceae
Biological process (GO): cyclic nucleotide metabolic process
Molecular function (GO): 2',3'-cyclic-nucleotide 3'-phosphodiesterase activity
Source: RefSeq, a predicted model, not a curated record